Molecule: messenger RNA, 288 nt
Organism: Fasciola hepatica (liver fluke)
Lineage: Eukaryota; Metazoa; Platyhelminthes; Trematoda; Plagiorchiida; Fasciolidae
Source: the annotation of a GenBank genome assembly
AUGCUCAGAGCAAAUUUGCCCGUCCAAUAUGAAGGUCAGACUUUGGAUAAGUGCGCAGAGGCUGCAGACAAAGUCCUCGAGCAGGCACGUGCUUUUGAUUCACGGUCCUACGCACUCACCAGCACCUCUGUUACUCCACCAAAUCCCACUGUGAACUCUGCGUCAACAACCACCCAGCACAACGCACCUGGUAACAACUCUAGCAUUCAGAUGGCAUGCCAGGAGGUCCGCCGUUUAAUGCAGGUGGUGGAACAGCACGAGACCACCAUCAUUAGUUUGCGUCCAUGA